UCAACAAGGUAUGAGGGUGUGUUCUAGCCUAAAGGUACCUUUCACCAGUUUAAAUUAUUUAUAAGAUCCCCAUUUACUAAAGCAGAGCAACUUGCAGCUUCACGGAGUGAUCACUGGUAGGGUAAUUAGAAUCAGUGUUAAUGUUUCCCUUUCCAAGUAUUUAUUUAAACUGUCUUGUGGCCGGCCGGGGGCGGGGCCGGGGCCAGGGUCCAGCUCCGGGCCUCCGCGGCCAUCGCUGCCUGCUCGGUUCCUUACCUUCGCCCGCCCCCAGCCCUCCCGAACCGAGUGGAGCCGACUGGCGUCGGCCGAGGGGCACCGCGGCUUCAGGGGCUGGGCCUCCGCGCGGCGCAACGACAGGCGGCACGAAAGCUCUGUGAGUCCGAGGCCGCGGCCGUGGCCCUGGGCGGCGGCGGGUCCGGGCCGGGUCCGCUCAUGGUGCCGCCACGACACCAUCCCGGGGCAGGAAGGCCAGGUGCGCUGAGUUCUUCACCUCCGUUUAGACUCAGAUCUGCUAAGUUUUCAGGCAUUGCUCUUCAAGAUCUCAGAAAGGCCUUUAAAAUAAGACUGCAAAUGGUGUGUGUGUUUAUCAUGAACCGAAUGAAUUCCCAGAGCAGUGGUUUCACUCAGCGGAAGCGAAUGGCUCUUGGGAUUGUUAUUCUCCUACUUGUUGAUGUGAUAUGGGUUGCAUCCUCAGAACUUACUUCGUAUGUUUUUACUCAGUACAACAAACCAUUCUUCAGCACCUUUGCAAAAACGUCUAUGUUUGUUCUGUACCUUUUGGGCUUUAUAGUUUGGAAGCCAUGGAGACAACAGUGUACAAGAGGAUUUCGAGGAAAGCAUGCUACUUUUUUUGCAGAUGCUGAAGGGUACUUUGCUGCUUGCACAACAGAUACAACUAUGAAUAGUUCUUUGAGUGAACCUCUAUAUGUUCCUGUGAAAUUUCAUGAUCUUCCAAGUGAAAAACCUGAGAACACAAACAUUGAUACUGAAAAAAUUCCCAAAAAGUCUCGUGUAAGAUUUAGUAAUAUUAUGGAGAUUCGACAACUUCCAUCAAGCCAUGCAUUGGAAGCUAAGUUGUCUCGCAUGUCAUAUCCUACUGUGAAAGAACAAGAAUCCUUACUCAAAACUGUGGGGAAACUUACAGCAACUCAAGUAGCAAAAAUAAGCUUUUUUUUUGUUUUGUGUGGUUUUUGGCAAAUUUGUCUUAUCAAGAAGCACUUUCAGACACACAAGUUGCUAUAGUUAAUAUUUUGUCCUCAACUUCUGGACUUUUUACCUUAAUCCUUGCUGCAAUGUUUCCAAGUAACAGUGGCGAUAGAUUCACUCUUUCUAAACUUUUAGCUGUAAUCUUAAGCAUUGGAGGUGUUGUGCUGGUAAAUCUGUCAGGAUCUGAAAAAUCUCCUGGAAGAAACACAGUAGGUUCCAUUUGGUCUCUUGUUGGAGCCAUGCUCUAUGCUGUUUAUAUUGUUAUGAUAAGAGAAAAGUAGACAGAGAAGAUAAGUUGGAUAUUCCAAUGUUCUUUGGUUUUGUAGGUCUCUUUAAUCUGCUGCUCUUAUGGCCAGGUUUCUUUUUACUCCAUUAUACUGGAUUUGAGGACUUUGAGUUCCCCAAUAAAGUAGUGUUAAUGUGCAUUGUCGUUAAUGGCCUCAUUGGAACAGUGCUCUCAGAGUUCCUGUGGUUGUGGGGCUGCUUUCUUACCUCAUCAUUGAUAGGCACACUUGCACUAAGCCUUACAAUACCUCUAUCCAUAAUAGCUGACAUGUGUAUGCAAAAGGUGCAGUUUUCUUGGUUAUUUUUUGCAGGCGCUAUCCCUGUAUUUUUUUCAUUUUUUAUUGCAACUCUCCUGUGCCAUUACAAUAAUUGGGAUCCUGUGAUGGUGGGAAUUAGAAGAAUUUUUGCCUUUAUAUGCAGAAAACAUCGAAUUCAGAAGGUUCCAGAAGACAGUGAACAGUGUGAGAGUCUCAUUCCUAUGCAUGGUGUUUCUCAGGAGGAUGGGGCUAGUUAGCUAUAGUCCAGCUUGGUGAUGGAAUAGUAUACAGCGAAGAGACAAUCUCUGGCAAGUUUUUGUAGAAAAAUGUUUCAGUGCCUAGUCUGAAAAAUAACAGUUUCAGUUCUUUGGAACUCUAAAACAUAUUUUCCUCAUAUCUUUUGUCUUCAUUUUCAUAAUGAAGUACUUUGCUAUGUAGCUGUGUACAUACCACUACAGUUAUAGGAAGUUUCAGUCUAUAGUCCAUCUAAAGGACCAACCUGCCUUAUACAUCUCAAGGAAUUCAACUGAUAAAAUAAUUUGAACUAAUCAAAGGAUAAAAUUUUAAUGUUCUGGAGACUUUAUUUUCACAUAUUAUUUGUUAAAUGCUGGACUAUAUUAGGAAAAUGUUUUCAGAAAUCAUUUUAAGUAUAUAGAUCAGUGUUUCUUACAGGUAAAAUGCUCAAAUAAGCUGCCUAUAAUAGGUACGAAUUAUAUUUUUUAGUUUUGUAGAAUAUUACAAAUUAAUAAAACAAAAAAUGUUUAAUUUAUGCAACAGACAUGUUCACACAAAUUUGGUAGGACUUUAAAAAGAAUCAACGUUUGACAGAAGAUCUGUUUCAUUUACACUGCAUAUACUGUAUUAUCCUUUCAUAGCAUUAGGUGCCUUGUACUUUAAAUCUGUGACAAACCAUGAUGAAUUUUUAAAGGGGAAGUAUUACUGUAAAAUGAAGAAUUAUGUAUUUCUAAAGGCUGUAAUGCUGUACGUUUAAUUGAUAAAGCUCUGCUUAUUUAGAGUUUUGAAGAAAUAUCCUCUCCAAUUAAACAUUUUCAUAAUGGAAUGAUGUAAAUUGAAGUGAUAAAGUAUUAUUAAAAUAAAAUGUUUAU
Cervus elaphus (red deer) is the source of this 2854-nucleotide messenger RNA. Its product is annotated as solute carrier family 35 member F5-like. Gene Ontology annotation, biological process: regulation of peptide transport. Lineage: Eukaryota; Metazoa; Chordata; Mammalia; Artiodactyla; Cervidae. The record is from RefSeq and is a predicted model, not a curated record. The transcript has a single exon. The coding region runs from base 433 to 1242 and encodes 269 amino acids.